GCCGAUCGCGGCGCCGGAACCCCGCGCCGGCCAUGGCGGGGCCGCGGGGCGCGCUGCUGGCCUGGUGUCGCCGCCAGUGCGAGGGCUACCGCGGCGUGGACGUCCGCGACCUGAGCGGCUCCUUCCGGGACGGCCUGGCCUUCUGCGCCAUCCUGCACCGGCACCGGCCCGACCUCCUAGACUUUGACUCGCUUUCCAAGGACAAUGUCUUCGAGAAUAACCGUUUGGCUUUUGAGGUAGCUGAGAAGGAGCUGGGGAUCCCUGCUCUCCUGGACCCCCAGGACAUGGUCUCCAUGCGCGUGCCCGACUGCCUCAGCAUCAUGACCUAUGUGUCCCAGUACUAUAACCACUUCACCAGCCCCGGCCAAGCUGGUGUCUCACCACCCAGAAAGGACCUGCCAUCCUCCUCCUCUUCCCCGCCGACGGCACCCACCACCGUGGAGCCAGAAGAAAAGGCUGAGGGUGAAGAUCUCUCCCGCAGCUUGGCAGAGCAGGGCCUCCACCGGGCGCCCAGCAGCACGUGUGCGGCCUGUGGGCAGCGUGUGCACCUGGUGCAGCGGUACCUGGCUGAGGGCAGGCUCUACCACCGCCACUGCUUCCGGUGUCGGCAGUGCUCCAGCACCCUCCUCCCUGGGGCCUACAGGAAUGGGCCGGAGGAGGGGACCUUCGUGUGUGCUGAACGCUGCACCAGGCCGGGCCCCGGGGGCCGGGCAGGAUCGGGGCCUGGGUCCCUCCUGCAGACAAGGCAGCCGCACGCCACGGAAGCCAAGGAUAGUGAUGCAGGUGGUUCCAGCCCCAGGGCUGAUGCAGAUGCACCCAAGGCCCGUGCCGAGGCCCGGCCUCAGGUCCCCACCAAGCCCCCGAUUCCGGGCAGAUCCCCGGAGCUGGCCAGUCCCCCUGCAGCCCGGCCUACACCUGCUCCCAGGAAGGCCUCCGAAAGCACAGCUUCCACGCCCCCCACGCCGCGGCCCCGGUCCAGCCUGCAGCAGGACAGCCCUGUGGAGCAGAGUGGCGGUGGCGGUGGCCUCGUGAACGGGAGACUGCAGGACCCCCCGGUCCCCAAGCCAAGAGGGACACCCAAGCUGUCAGAGAGGUCCCCAGCCCCCAGGAAAGACCCCCCAUGGAUCACACUAGUCCAGACCGAGCCCAAGAAGAAGCCGGCUCCGCUGCCCCCCAGCGGCAGCCCUGGGCUGCUGGGCCAGGCCGGCGGGCAGGUGGAGAAUGGCAGCGUGGAAGAGGGGGGCCAGCCGAGCCCUGCAGCUGGCGCAGAGCCCAAGCCCUACAACCCCUUUGAGGAGGAGGAGGAGGAGGAGGAGGAGGAAGAGGUGCCAGCCCCCACGGUGCCCAGCUCAGCCCCCAGCCCUGCCCCAGCCCCGGCAGAGUCCACUCCCAAGUCCUUGCACCCCUGGUAUGGUAUCACCCCCACCAGCAGCCCCAAGACGAAGAAGCGUCCUGCUCCGAGAGCCCCCAGCGCGUCCCCUCUCGCUCUGCACACCGCCCGCCUCUCGCACUCGGAGCCCCCCUCGGCCACGCCGUCGCCGGCCCUCAGCGUGGAGAGCCUGGCCUCCGAGAGCUGCAGCCGCACGGCCAGCGCCGAGCUCCCGGAACCCCCUGCCGUGCCCAAGAGCUCCUCAGAGCCCGCGGUGCACGCCCCCGGCGCCCCCGGCGCCCUCGCCAACCCCGCCGGCCCCUCGGCCGACUCCUCCCCGUCCUCCGGAGAACGGACGCCGCCCGGCGCGGAACGGGCACCUCGGGCCAGGACCAGGGGCAGCCCCGGCCCCCCGCCGGCCAAGCCCUGCACGGGUGCCACCCCUACCCCUCUCUUGCUGGCUAGAGACCAAAGCCCCGUGCCUUCCCUGGGGAGCUCCUCCCCACAGCUGCAGGUCAAGUCUUCCUGCAAGGAGAAUCCUUUCAACCGGAAGCCAUCACCGGCAGCGUCUCCAGCCACAAAGAAGGCCACCAAAGGAGCCAAACCUGCCAGGCCGCGCCCCGGGCACGGCUUUCCCCUCAUCAAGCGCAAGGUUCAAGCUGACCAGUACGUCCCCGAGGAGGACAUUUACGGAGAGAUGGACAGCAUCGAGCGCCAGCUGGAUGCCCUGGAGCACCGCGGGGUCCUGCUGGAGGAGAAGCUGCGCGGCGGAGCGCCGGAGGGCCGCGAGGACGACAUGCUGGUCGACUGGUUCAAGCUGAUUCAUGAGAAGCACCUGCUGGUGAGGCGGGAGUCGGAGCUCAUUUACAUCUUCAAGCAGCAGAACCUGGAGCAGCGGCAGGCCGACGUGGAAUACGAACUCCGGUGCCUUCUCAACAAGCCUGAAAAGGACUGGACGGAGGAGGACUGGGGCCGGGAGAAGGCGCUGAUGCAGGAGCUUGUGACCCUCAUUGAGCAGCGCAACGCCAUCGUCAACUGCCUGGACGAGGACCGGCAGAGGGAGGAGGAGGAAGACAAGAUGUUGGAAGCCAUGAUCAAGAAGAAAGAGUUCCAGAAGGAGGCUGAACCGGAGGGCAAGAAGAAGGGGAAGUUCAAGAACAUGAAGAUGUUGCGGCUGCUGGGAACUAAGCGAGAUGCCAAAAGCAGAUCUCCCCGGGACAAGAGCUGACAGGGAGACAGGCGGCGUGACUGCCCGCUCCCGGAGCCCCCGGGGCCCCCCGGGGCUGGAGAAAGCUGCUCCCGCCCUGCCCGCCUCCGGAUCCUCUGGCUUGCCUGGGCCAAAGAGUUUCCUUCCUUCCUUCUCUGCAUCCUCAACAGCUGGGACUCCGCCUUGUCCAGUGGGAUUCUGACCAGUUCAGAUGCGGAUGGACUCACGAGGCAAGUGGGGACCUGGGGCCCAGGAGGGGGCAGUGGCACCGUGCCCCUCGGCCCCUCCUCCCUUCUGGACCAGGCCACAUGCACGCCCUGCGGUCAGAGUUCUGCCCAGAGUGGGGCUCCCGGCCUGGGGCCGUCUCUGCCCCCGGUGGCUCCUUCCUACCCAGCCCACCUGACUCUCUGUCUUCCAUCCACUGCCUGGUCUUUCGUGGUCCCUCACUCAGGAGCUCUAUUUAUGACGUCUUCAGCUCCACCUAGUUUCCGGGUGGUCUGUGCCGCCACCUCCUCUCUCCCUCAGAGUUCCGGAAGCUUCCUCUCACUGUGUUCCAUAGGAAGCCCCACCUACCGUAGCACAGGCCCCUGGAGGCUGCUGCCAGGGAAGGUGGGUGCCAACUGUAGCUGCCUCGGUGCCAAGUCCCUUGGCAGGGGCCCCUGAGGGACAGUUCCGGGGGAAGUUCUGGGCUCCAUCAUCAGCAUAGGGAAGGGCACUUCUGGAAGGUGCUAACCAUGGUUCUCCGUCAUGUUGUAGUCUGACCCCUGCUGUGGGCUUUCUUCCUCUAUCCCACCUGCAGGGAUGGGGCCCAUCCUGCCCCUGGUCCUCACCAGUCUGUUUCUGUUGUUCUUCCCUCCUGAUUCCUGAGGGACUGAUGGCCACCACCCUCUGGGUGGCUACGGGGGAGGAGAAGCACUAGAGACAACACUUUUGUUUUGUUUUUGGUGUGUGUGUGUGUUUUGUGUGUGUAUCUGUGGGUGUUUU
This is a messenger RNA of Perognathus longimembris pacificus (Pacific pocket mouse), 3560 nucleotides long. RefSeq names its product MICAL like 1 (gene Micall1). Lineage: Eukaryota; Metazoa; Chordata; Mammalia; Rodentia; Heteromyidae. The record is from RefSeq and is a predicted model, not a curated record. Gene Ontology annotation, molecular function: protein binding.